Cryptococcus deneoformans JEC21 is the source of this 3786-nucleotide messenger RNA. RefSeq names its product Pol II transcription elongation factor, putative. The transcript has 16 exons. Gene Ontology annotation, molecular function: tRNA binding. Bases 171 to 3719 code for a protein of 1182 amino acids. Gene Ontology annotation, cellular component: cytosol; elongator holoenzyme complex. The record is from RefSeq and is a predicted model, not a curated record. Gene Ontology annotation, biological process: tRNA wobble base 5-methoxycarbonylmethyl-2-thiouridinylation. Lineage: Eukaryota; Fungi; Basidiomycota; Tremellomycetes; Tremellales; Cryptococcaceae.
CCGACGACCGCGCCCUCGUCCUCCUCCUCGCCGGCGGCGACAUCGCGACCCUCGCCCUCGACGGCCCAGACCGCGCGCCCCUCGAGGUCGUCGGCAGCGUCGACAGCGGCAUCAAGGCUGCUGCCUGGUCGCCCGACGACGAGCAGCUCGUCCUCGUCACCGGCGACGACAUGCUCGUCUGCAUGACCAGGAAUUUCGAUGUCAUCCACGAAGAGCCGCUGCGAUCAGAAGACUUUGGACAGGACAAAUUCAUCAACGUCGGCUGGGGAUCCAGGUCGACCCAGUUCCACGGCUCUCUCGGCAAGUCCGCCGCCCGCCAGCCCGCCGACCCCGCCCGCCCAGUCGCCCACCCGACCGACCAUGGUCUCCCCGUCAUCUCGUUCCGCGGCGACGCCGCCUUCUUCGCCGUCUCGUCGCUCGACCCCUACCCGGACGGGUCCGGCCAGGCAAGGCGCCAGGUCAGGAUAUACGCCCGCGACGCCUCGUCAGGUUUCCAGCCCAAACUGUCAGCCACCUCGGAAUCCCUGCCCGGCCUGGAACCCGCCCUCGCAUGGCGACCGAGCGGGAACCUCAUCUCCACCAUGGUCCGGUACGGCUACCACGGCGGCGGAGAAGGUCGGGAAGGCAGGUGGGAUGUGGCCAUGCUGGAGAGAAACGGAUUGCGGCAUGGCGGUUUCGAGCUGAGAGAGGACAAGGGAGAUUGGGAAGACGGGACGGUCAGGGGAUUGGGGUGGAAUUCUGAUUCAGAAAUACUGGCCGUCUGGAUCGAGCGGAAGGAGAGGGAUGUCUUGCAACUAUGGUCCAUGAAAAACUACCACUACUAUCUCAAGCAGGAACUCUACUCUCACGAUACGCAAAAACCCAGGUUCAGAGGGUUCAAAUGGCACCCGGAAGACCCCCUAUCUCUCUACAUCAUCUGCCAAGACUCUAUCCAGCACCGCACAUUCACAUGGGACACCUUUGCCGCCCGUCUACCCAUGCCGCACGAUACCGCCUCCGUCGCCGUCAUCGACGGCACCCGUCUCCUCCUCACCCCCUUCCGAACCCAAAACACACCCCCGCCCAUGUCCUCCUACCACCUCGCCCUGCCCUCCACCCCUGUACACGCGUGUUUAUCCAGCUGGGAAGACACGGCCGCAGCGGUGUUCGCAAACGGCCACGUAAUGGUAUGGAAACUCAACACGCGGCUGCCUUCGCCUGCACCUGGAUCGAAAUUGAAAAGAGGCGGCCAAGUCGCAGAGCCGGUGAUUGUCCUUGAGAAAAAAGUGGACGGAAAAAGAGUCAUCCGCAAUCUGGCGCUCGGUCCCCGCGGUCGAGUCGCAGUCCUCAGUCUGGCGGUAGACGCAGACGGUCCCGCCGAGCAAAGCGGGCGCGUGAAUGUGUUUGGAGGAGGAGAAGGCGAACAGGAUGAAGAGUUUGAAGUGGAGAGUGGUGUCGAGAGCAUCUUGUGGACUGAUCAAGGCAAUGUCCUCGUGUUGAACGGGCAAAAGAGACUGUACAGCUUGGCAAGCGAAGAACCGAUCGAUCUUACACUUCCCUCCCAACCCACCUCCGUCCUCCUCUCCGGCCACCUCUUAUUCACUCUUUCACCAACAUCCAAGCUCCACAUGACCGCUCUCACCCCAUUUGCGGCCCACCCCACCUCCCUCUCCCUCUCCCAACAACCAGUCACCUCGUUCACGCUCACGUCUUCUUUCCUCAUCUACACCACUACCGCUCACUUUGCGCACUUUGCGCCUCUGGUAACAUUGGAAAGACUCGCCAAUGGAGAUGAUGGCGCGGGCGGCAGCGGCAGCGAGAUGAAGUGGGAAGAGCGAAGAGUGGAAAGAGGCGCAAAAAUCGUCGUGGCCAGUGAGAGCGAAAUGAGUUUGGUGCUCCAAGCGACUCGUGGUAAUCUCGAGACGGUUUACCCUAGACCCAUGGUCUUGCAAGUCGUCAAACGGGAUGUUUUGGCCGGAGCGUACCGUGCAGCAUUCCUGACGUGCAGGAAACAUCGACUGGACCUCAACCUCCUGUACGACCUUGACCCUGAAAAGUUCAUGGCCAACUUGGAGACCUUUGUGGAAAACGUUCACGAGGUGGAUUACCUCAACCUUUUCAUCUCUUCUCUCAACUCGGAAGACUCGGCCAAGGCUGUUUAUGGUGACCAAGCUCGCGACCAAGCUCGCGAUACACCCCCGACCAUCCCCGCCGCCAAAGACAAGGUCAACACCAUCUGCGACUCGCUCCGUAUCCUCCUCGAAGCCCGCGGUUUGGAAACGUACGUGGAGAGUAUCCUCACCACCCAUGUCUGCAAGAUUCCGGCCGAUUACGAAUCGGGAUUGAGAGUCCUUUUGCAAUUGCAAGCGGACCACCCGGAGAUUGUAGAGGAUGCAAUCAAGUACAUCAUCUUCCUUUCCGAUGUGAACAAGCUCUACGAUGUAGCUUUGGGAAUGUACAACUUCCAGCUCGUCCUCAUGAUCGCUCAAUAUUCUCAAAAGGAUCCGAAAGAGUACCUUCCCUUUUUGCGAGAACUCCGCGCUCUUGGUAAAUGGGAUCAACGAUUCAAGAUUGACGAUCAUCUCGAAAGACGAGAAAGUGCGUUGGCCAACCUCAAGCAAGCUGGUCCAGAAAGGUUUGAAGAUGCAGCAUCGUAUCUCGCCAAGUAUGAGCUGUAUGAUACCGCAUUUAAAUUGUACAAUGACGAUCAAGAAAAAUUGACUGUUAUCCGUGACCUUUACGGAGACUACCUGUACGACCGCCGAGAGUAUACAGAUUCUGCGCUUUCAUACCUCAUCGCGAACAAGCCUCAAAAAGCACUCAAGGCGUACGAGCGUGCGCAUGCCUGGCGAGAGUUGUUUGCGUUGGCCAAGAAGGAAGGUUUAUCAAAGCAGUCUUUGGAUGAGAUGAUUGAGCGUGUCACAGACUAUCUGGGCUCCCGAGGUCGACAUUUGGAAGCUUCCCAGAUAUUCAUCGAGUAUUCAUCCGAUGUUGAUAGCGCUGUCGAUACUUGCUGCCGCGGCGCCGAAUUCUCUGAAGCCUACCGCUUGACAUCUAUCCAUGACCGAUCGGAUCUUGUAGAAGCCAUGAUUCACCCUGGGUUGGAAGAGGCACAUGAAGCGCUCAUCGAGGUCUUUGAAGAGAUGGAUGGACAGCUGGACAAGGAAACAAGGAGAUUGAAGGAAUUGAACGAGAUUCGGGAGAAAGACUAUGACGCAUUCUAUAUCGUGGAGAGGGAGAUUGAUAUUGAAGGCGUGGACGUUGCCACCAAUGCUACUACUGUCGCCUCCGCAUUCACACGAUACACCGUUGCGCCUAGCACAAUGUUUUCUCAGACGACUCGAAUGACCGGUCAAACGGCCAAGUCAAAGAGGGGCAAAAAGAGGGCUACAGGUCGAAGGGGUACUGUGGAUGAGUGGGAAUACUUGGUGAUGAGUAUUGGGCGAUUGCUCGCACGCGUAGAUGAAAAAAGCGCCGAAGCCCUCAUACUCUUACGCCACCUUCUUUUGGCCUCCUCGGACCAUGUCGCUCUCGCCCAGUCUCUCCAAAACACCAUCAUCUCGUUCCGAACAAAGCUUUCCAACGCUUUGGAUGAAGCUUGGCAAGAUAGAGAUGCUGUGCUGAAAGAGGUUGUAGAGAGUGGCGGUAGUGGAUUGGAAGGUGCAUUGGAGAAAAGCUUGGGAGAGAUCAAGCCACAGGUGGGAGAAUGGAAAGGAAUGGGUCUGUUAUUGAGCAAUUGAUUAGCAUCACUGGGAAAGACAAGCUUUUCAAGGUAUGCAAAUAUAAUGCUUUUACCAGAUCCAAGUA